GGGGGCACGAACUGUAUUGAAGUAGUUCGUUGUCUGACCGGUUAUUCCUCUUCAAAGAGUUCAGAGAAUACUGGCAGCUCUGCAGAUUUUGCCCCCCACCCUCCCGCCCAGCAUUCUCUGUGCUUGUUUCAGAUUUCCAGCAUCAGUUGGUCUUUUGCUUUUAUUAACUAAAUGAUAACUGAUUCAGAAGAGAUUGCUGGGAUCUACCAAGAAAUCAGCAAAUUCCCAACUCCAUUGAAAGGCUGCAUUGGUCCACAGGUUGCUUUGAAGCGCGGGGGAAAGUACUGCAACAUCUACUCAGAAUGGUCCCAGAGAGAUCUAGAGCGAGCUGAGUGGAUGAAGUUAUGUCGGGAGUAUUUUGUUUUCUACAAUGAAAAUUCCAUUGUGCACGUUGGUCCUUCAGGAGGUUGUAUAGAAUUACAGAGUGAAUUGCUGAGUAGAGAUUCACCCUCUGGCAUUUGGAAAGCUGUUCUGAGGGGCCAUACCAACAAUAACGGGGAAGAACAGCAAUUUCUGGAGAUCUGGAGCAAAACCUCAAAGGAGAGCAGCAUAAACCUGACAGUACUUGACAAGCAUGGCAAGGUAUAUGAAGAUGAUCAAUUUGGCUGUCUUGCUUGGUCUCACUCUGAAACUCACAUUCUGUACGUGGCUGAAAAGAAAAGACCCAAAGUGCAAUCCUUCUUCAAAACGCAACCAGAGCUCGGUAUCGAACAAAAGGAUGACAGCAGCAUUGACACAGAAAAUUACCAGAAACCUGCAAAACAGGCAGAUCAAUUUCUGUACUUGGAGGACUGGGGUGAAGCCCUGGUGAACCAGAGUACCCCAGUACUGUGGAUAUUGCAUAUUGAGACUGACAACAUUUCUGAGCUUCAGGGAAUUCCUGAACAUGUUUCUCCUGGGCAGGCAAUCUGGGCCCCUAAGGACAGUGGCAUCAUAUUUGUUGGCUGGUGGCACAUUCCUUGGCGAUUGGGUCUCAAAUACUGCACCAACCGGAAAUCAGCAUUAUACUAUGUGGACUUAAAGGAGGGCGAAUGUUCACAGAUUUCCUCUGGAGGACAUUCUGUCCGUUCCCCACGCCUUAGUCCUGACCAGCGUUAUUUAAUUUACCUGGAGGGUGGUGAUGUUAGGACCCACCAUCAAUGUCACAGUUUAUCUUUGUAUAAUUUGGACAAAAGAAUAAUAUCGACUGUGGUGAACGUUGUGGAUUGUCCAACUGUGGAUGGAUUUACUGGCAUUUACUGCUCAGACCUGGCGCAGAACUGCUGGGCAAGAGAUAGCCAAAGGGUUGUGAUCGACACAGCCCAGAGAAGCAGAAAGGAUCUGAUUGUCAUAAACACUGUAACAGGAAUUGUGACAUCAGUCACUACGGGUUCAGAAGUUGGGAGCUGGAGACUGCUGGAUAUUCACCAGGAUCUGAUGGUGGUUAGCUGUUCAUCACCUAACUGUCCACCCACUUUGAAAGUAGGUUUCCUGCCAGCUGCAGGUCAAGAGGAAAGGAUCACUUGGGUGACACUGGAUGAAACUGAGCCAUUGCCAAGAAUAGAGUGGAAAAUCCUUGCUUUUACACCUCCACCUAAACAGAGGAAUCCUAAUUUCCCUGUCCUCCAGUUUGAAAGUAUCCUACUCACACCUGAAAAGAAUGAGAAUAUCAAACCACCACUUGUUGUAAUUCCGCAUGGAGGUCCUAAUUCGAUCUUUGUUGCUGGUUGGAUGCUGCUGCCCGUUGCUUUUUGUAGGCUGGGAUAUGCAGUGCUGCUUGUGAACUACAGAGGGUCCAGUGGCUUUGGACAAGACAGUAUUCGCUCACUGAUUGGUAACAUAGGAAGCCAAGAUGUGAAAGAUGUACAGUAUGCUGCUGAAAGUCUGCUAAAAGGAGGAGUUGUGGAUUCUCAGAAGGUGUUGCUGAUUGGUGGCUCUCACGGAGGCUUUAUUGGCUGCCAUCUGAUUAGCCAGUAUCCUGAUUUCUACAAGGCUUUUGCCACAAGGAAUCCUGUCAUUAAUCUGGCUUCCAAGCUGGGGACAACAGACAUUCCUGACCAUACUAUGGUGCAGGCUGGCUUUGAUUUUGCCCCAGACCAAUUGCUAAGUCCAUCUCUACUGACCGCUCUGCUGAGCAAAUCACCUAUCACAAAAGUGUCUCAGGUGAGAACUCCAGUUUUGAUAAUGUUGGGUGAAAAAGACAAACGGGUUCACCCAUCACAAGGCCUUGAGCUGUAUCGUGCACUGAAAGCCAGAGAAGUUCCUGUGCGGUUAUUGUGGUAUCCUGACGACAACCACUCGCUCUCUAAAGUUGGCACAGAAGUUGAUGUUUUCAUGAAUAUUGCUUUGUGGUUUAACCUUGCACUGGCCAUUAUUAAAGCAGAUUGAGACAGUCUAACAUGUGAAAUACAAUCCAACUCGACACUUGUAUAUGUGACAGCUUAUUUUAAUCUAGAAUGUCUGGAGUGGAUUGCCUUUUAGCUCUUUGGCAAGGUUGCAUAUUUCCUUGCCUUUAUAUGAAAUUCAUUUAAGUAGUAAAUUGGUCAGUGGCAUCACCUUUUCCUCUGAAAUGGUUAUGGAUUCACGCACUAUUCAAGAAUGUGAAGAUAAUCUGAGCUGACAAUUCAGUGCAAUAAUGUGUAGUUUUGUUGGAGGUGGCCUAUUUUGCAUGAGGUAGUAAAUUGAUUGAAAUAAGUUACAUUACCCAUUUGAGGUACAUAGAAAAUGACCCAUACAAUUAUUUUCAAAUAAGGAAGAAAUUUUGUUAACCAAAGCUUAUAUCUCAGCCACAACUGGCAAAAAAAACUUAGUGUGAAGCUGGAUGAACACAUCGAUGAAAGGUCUAGGCCCGAAACAUCAGCUUUUGUGCUCCUAAGUUGCUGCUUGGCCUGCUGUGUUCAUCCAGCUUCACACUUUGUUAUCUUGGACUCUCCAGCAUCUGCAGUUCCCAUUAUCUCUGAUACAAUUGUAGUAACUUGUUGGCUGUGAAACACCACAAUGUCGUUAGGCAUUAAAACAUUCUCUCUUACCUUUCUAAACUUGCAAAUUUCGCAUCAUGGCUUUUCUGACUGUAGUUAGCACAUACUUCAUAGAUUAGAAUUAUGGAACUUCUGCAGAGCAGACAGAGACCAUUCAGCUCAUUAAGUCUGGAGAGCAUCCAACCCAGACCUAACCCCCACCCCACCACCUGAUCCCUUAACCCCACAUCUCCCAUGACUAAUCCACCUAGCCUGCAUGUCCCUGGACACUGGGCAAUUUAGCAUGGCCAGUCUACUUAACCUGCAUAUCUUUGGACUGUGGGAAGAAGCUGAGACACUCAGCAGAAACCUACACAGACACAGGGAGAAAUUGCAAACUCCACACCGACAGUCAUCCAGUGCUGGAAUCGAACCCAGGUCUCUGGUUCUGUGAGGCAGCAGUGCCAACUACUGUUACACCAUGCUGCCUUCUAUUUUAGAUGAGUGGAUCAGACCAGCAUAAAAGCUCAUGGCAAUGCACUAUUCAAAAGACCACCUCUGUAUAUACCUCAUUAAAAUUCAAAUCCGGUUGCAGAAUAAAAAUAUACUUUUUUUUUUAAACUGAUCACAAUUGAAAAGCUACUCUGUGCCAUAUAAUGCAUAUAUCCAAAAUUAAAUGCAUGGUGAAUUGAAACUUUAACCUGUAUUAUAAUUCGAUCAGAGAUAAUGCUAUGCCUGCCUCUUUGUAGGUUAUGUGGAACAGUCUCUUUUUCGCACCUACACUGGCCCUAAACCCCGCCUCUUCCUCUGUUACAUUGAUGACCGUAUCGGCACCGCCUCAUGCUCCCAAGAGGAGCUCUAACGGUUCAUCCACUUCACCAACACCUUCCACCCCAACCUUCAGUUCACCUGGACCAUCUCCAAUACAUCCCUCACCUUCCUGGACCUCUCUGUCUCCAUCUCAGGCAACCAUCUAGAAACCAAUGUCUAUUUCAAGCCCACCGACUCCCACCCAUCUUCCUGCAAAAAUUCCAUCCCCUAUUCCCAAUUCCUUCGCCUCCCCUGCAUCUGCUCCCAGGAUGAGGCAUUCCACUCCCGUACAUCUUCAAGGACCACAAUUUCCUCCCUUACCGCAGUGGUCGAGAAUGCCCUCGAGCGUGUCUCCUGCAUUUCCCGCACCUCUUCCCUCACACCCCGCCCCCACAAUAACCGCCAAAAGUGAAUCCCCCUAGUCCUCACAUACCACCCCACCAACCUCUGCAUCCAACGCAUCAUCCUCCAACUCUUCCAGCUAAAAUCCAACCCCACCACCCAAGACAUUUUUCCAACCCCACCCUUGUCUGCCUUCCAGAGAGACCACUCUCUCCGUAACUCCCUUGUCCGCUCCACACUCUCUUCCAACCCUACCACAGCUGGCACUUUCCCCUGCAACUACAGGAAGCGCUACACUUGUCCCCACACCCCUCCCUCACCCCCAUCCCAGGCCCCAAGAUGACUUUCCACAUCAAGCAGAUGUUCACCUGCACGUCCGCCAAUGUGUUAUACUGCAUCCGCUGUACCCAUUCUGGCUUCCUCUACAUUGGGGAAACCAAGCGGAGGCUUAGGGACCGCUUUGCAGAAUACCUUCGCUUGGUUCGCAAUUAGCAACUGCACCCCCCCGGUCACAAACCACUUCAACACCCCCUCCCAUUCCUUAGACGCCAUGUCUAUCCUAGGCCUCCUGCAGUGCCAUAAUGAUGCCACCCAAAGGUUGCAGGAAUAGCAACACAUAUUCCGCUUGGGAACCCUGCAGCUCAAUGGUAUCAAUGUGGAUUUCACCAGCUUCAAAAUCUCCCCUUCCCCCACUGCAUCCCAAAACCAGCCCAGCUCGUCCCUGCCUCCCUAACCUGUUGCUCCUCUCACCCAUCCCCUCCUCCCACCUCAAGCCGCAUCUCCAUUUCCUGCCUACUAACCUCAUCCCGCCCCCUUGACCUGUCCAUCCUCCCCAGACUGACCUAUCCCCUCCCUACUUCUCGACCUACGCUCACCUCUACACGCUCCAUUCCCGCCCCUUUAACUUGUCUGUCUCCUCUCCACCUAUCUUCUCCUCUAUCCAUCUUCGAUCCACACCCCCCGUCCCUAUUUAUUUCAGAAUCCGCUCCCCAUCCCCCUUUUCUGAUGUAGGGUCUAAGCCCGAAACAUCAGCUUUUGUGGUCCUAAUAUGCUGCUUGGCCUGCCGUGUUCAUCCAGCUCCACACUUUGUUACCCUGUAUUAUAAUUGAUGACUGUAGCCAAAGUUAGAUCACAUUAAUUGAAACAUUGAAUGUGUCUUGUCUGUUCUUGCGUUUGGACAAUGAAAAUAUAGGAAUUAAGAUAAACUCAGAUUUUAUUUCCAUUUGUGCACUUUAAUUUUUAAACAUAAUGACUGUGAUAUAGAGAGUCAGACACCAAAGAUAUCAAUGAAAAUUCAAACGUUCAGAUUUGGACUCUUUCAGUGCCUGUGCUAGGUCCACCUCUCUGACAAUCUUGGCAUUGAUAAUUUUGUUCCAGUCAAUUGUUGUGUGUGUAAAGGGCAGCUGGCGCCGAAGACCCUUAAGCAGAGAAUCCAACCUCUGAUAAUUCUCCAUCAGACCAAGCUGGAGGAAGAUAGAAUAAAAGGAUAAUCCCUUGCAGCUCUGAAUGCAACAGAUUCCACUUUCAGUCAUUGUAAGAUUGCUUUACAAUCAAUUACUGACAUUAGAAUCAGUUACAAUGAUUUACAGUUAU
Molecule: messenger RNA, 5681 nt
Organism: Stegostoma tigrinum
Lineage: Eukaryota; Metazoa; Chordata; Chondrichthyes; Orectolobiformes; Stegostomatidae
Product: acylamino-acid-releasing enzyme-like
Exons: 23
Coding region: 172-2367 (731 amino acids)
Biological process (GO): proteolysis
Molecular function (GO): serine-type endopeptidase activity
Source: RefSeq, a predicted model, not a curated record